Molecule: messenger RNA, 710 nt
Organism: Neurospora tetraspora
Lineage: Eukaryota; Fungi; Ascomycota; Sordariomycetes; Sordariales; Sordariaceae
Exons: 1
Coding region: 230-589 (119 amino acids)
Source: RefSeq, a predicted model, not a curated record
GAUCCUUUGAUGGCAUGGAAACCAAGAUCCCUCCAUGGUCCAGAGUAGCGAACCCCCGAACAAGAUUUCCACUUUUGUUUUAUCUCCCUGGUGUCUUCUGUUAUCUCCAUAUCUCGAAAAGAACAAUAGGUUUUGCAUGAUGGUGGGCUCGACAGGAAAAAGCGGGUAUCAUUGAAUUUUCUUUCUCCUUACCAAAUAAACACGGUCUGGACCGGCGUGGACUAUCCUAAUGACGCCGAUGGCGAAAAAAUGGCAGCGCCUCUUCUCUUCCGCUUUUCUGUUUUGUUCCUCUUCUCUCUAUUGGCUUGCAGCACAUCCCUCGCCUGUUAUUUCGCUCCGCAUUACGCCUGCGAUGCGCCGCAAUCCUCGCACUAACUAUCACAAAUUGAGUCUCCACUCUGACUGGAAAAGGUUGAAAAAGUUUCAUACCCUCGGGGAAUGGUGUUGUAUCAGGUUCAUGGCGGGUCAGUCCUGGGCUAUGUUUCUUUCAGCAGCAUGGUUUCGGUGUGGUAUUUUUUGGGGGAUUUUCUUGUUUUUGUCUCGGUCCCGUAAACUCAAGAAGGCGAAUGGCUGCUCUAGUCUGGUUUAAAAUUUCCCCGUUUCGCAUUUUCCUCAUUUGGUUCGGAAAUACGGCGAUUGGCAAGGUUUCUGGUCAUCGGUGUUCUCGGCAAUCUGUCUCUUAGAUCUAUCUCGAACUUCUCUUCACCCCC